This is a messenger RNA of Plodia interpunctella (Indianmeal moth), 2478 nucleotides long. RefSeq names its product Leucine-rich repeat activity-regulated protein at synapses (gene Lapsyn). Lineage: Eukaryota; Metazoa; Arthropoda; Insecta; Lepidoptera; Pyralidae. Gene Ontology annotation, molecular function: protein binding. The record is from RefSeq and is a predicted model, not a curated record. Bases 417 to 1496 code for a protein of 359 amino acids. The transcript has 5 exons. Gene Ontology annotation, cellular component: extracellular matrix.
CAUUUAAGUAAGCACGAAACAAGAACAUAAACAUAAUCGUCGAACCAAUCGUCGGCCUUUAGAUAUUCAUAUCUAAUAAUGGUAGGUACCUAUCAGGCCGAAAUGAGCGUAUCGUUUAUUGUCUCAGAGUAGUUCCGCGGAGUGCAUCGCGACAGAAGGACAGAACAGCCGCUGAUAAAAGAUUAUAGCGGGUGUAGUAUCAGUUGAUCCUCCAGUGAGUGAAGACUCCCUAGACACGCGGAGGAAUCAGAUGUAGGAGUGAGUUAAUUGAAUCAGUUCAACGAACGUUUUCCGUCGUUGAUUGCGGUUCCCUAGUGAAUCUCUGGACGCGCUACGCAGUGAAAGAGUGACAAAUGGUAGUGAUGAGGACCAGCUAAAUGGUGAAACCUGCUUUGUGAUUGAUACUAGGAGAAAAUAUGGAAAUGUACAGAUUAAUCUGUUGCACCCUGUCUAUAUGGCUGUGUAUGUCACGCGUCCAUGGCGAGUCCUCCUUGGGAAUGGGCAUGGAGGUGUUGUCCACGAAACUGACCCAUUGCAGCCAUGAGCGGGCGUACGACAUGUACGGGGCGUACUGCGCGGGGCUGCGGCUCAGCGAGAUACCCAGUUUGAAGAGCGGCAUUGAGAUUUUGGACUUCAGCGACAACAAAUUAAAUGAGAUCCAGCCCGACACACUGUCCAGUUAUUCAAGCAUAAAGUACCUCUAUUUGGGGGAAAACCAAAUAUACCGCAUAGAUAAGGAUGCAUUCGCAUCUCUGCCAUACCUACAAAGCCUGGACCUCUCGAACAACGUCAUUCUGGAGCUACCAGAUUCUAUUUUCCAAUUACCGUCACUACGCAAUCUGUAUUUGAAGAAUAAUCCUUUGAUUCACUUGAGUAUAGGUAAACUGCAUCUGAGCAGGCCGAUAAAAGCACCUUUGGAGCUCUUGGAUAUAUCAAAUUGCAAGUUUAAAAGCCUUCCAAACUGGGGCACCCUACCGCACCUGCUGCAGUACAACGUGUCGCACAACCCGCUGCAGCAGCUGGAAGCGCAACAAUUUGCCGCGAUGUGCAACCUGAAGAAGAUUGAUCUAACCAAGUCUAUUGAAGGCAUCAAUUUGUGCAAUAUGAAGUCUUCCGUGUCCUGGUAUCAAUAUAAAUCAAUCAAUUUUAUAUUGGACUUGGACGAUUAUAAAAAGCUCAAUUCAGAUGAAUUUGACAGAUGUGCUACGAACGAAACUUACACGGAGGUCCUCAAUAUUACUUACGCUAGAUGUAAACAAAUGUAUUCGAAGUUGCAGAGUGUUCACUCCGCUCGGCGCACGUGGCUGACGGUGACCGGCGGCUUGGCCGGCUUCCUCGUCGGCUUCAUGUUGCUCCUGUACCUAAUGCACCGACACAAUGUGGCCCAAACCAAGGCCCCGGCUGAGAAGAUUAAGAAGAUAGUGCCCAGAAACGACAGCGACAGACACGCGGCAGUGCCCAUCCUUAAUACUGAAGCGAGAGAUGUAUCAACUUAGCGACGCUUUCUUUAUUACCUUGAAUUGAAUCAAACGAGCUUGUUUAAUAUGUUGAGAAGACCUAUAGUAAAACGUGUUUAUAAUUUUCACCGCAAUAACACCAAAGAACUGAUAGUCUUAUUUAAAUUACUAUAAAGAUUAAUGAUAUGAAGAUCUGAUAUUAGUAGUUAUUUAGUACGUAGGUACUUUGAUGAAGGGUAUGCCACGUAAUGAUGUAAUGCACUUCAACGUGUUCUAACGAAUAUGUAAAAAUGCACAAAUGCAUUUCAAUUUAUUCACUCACGAUUCAAUUAGAACGAACGGAUCGAACAUAGCGUAAACUAGAGCUAACUAUAAGAAAAUGGAUGACCAAUUGUAAGUCAUAAAAUGCCUAAAAGCUCGGUCGCUUUGUUGAACUCUUUCUAAUUUCACAUCUUAUAGUAAUAUAGACACGAAUAAGAAUUAUGGUCAAGUAGACGUCGUCUCAGAGAAGACGGCCGUCAGCAUCACUUUUAUUUUAGAUUUUAGAGGCUUUUAAAAGGCUGACUACUAUUUAAUUAUUUUGCUAUACCUAACUAAUAAAUUUACAAUACAAACGUAGAUAUUUCUAGAUUGACAACUGUACCAUAAAAUUAACCAAAGGGAACGAACGAAUCCACAUUUUGUCGUACGCCAUGGGUGUACUAGUCGUAAUUUUGCAGUGUAACAGACAAUUAAAUCAUCAAAAUGAAACAAUAAUGUACAUACGCAUUGUACGAUCAUUUUUGUAUCAAAUGAUUAUAAAUUAUGCGAAUAGUUGAAAAUAUUAUUGUCAAAUCUUUAGUUACACUUUACGUCAUUUAAUUAUUUAGAAUGUUUUGUUUCGAGUCACCGAUUUAUGUGCGUAUAAUUUAAGAACUGUAAUAUAUAUUUUUACAUGUCAGUCCAAAAUGUAGUCUAAGUUAUACUAAAAUCACUGUGAUAGAGUAUAAAUUGUUAUUUUUAAUAAAAUCAUCAUAAUAAA